UUUUUACAAUUCGACCCCUCUUCUUCGUCCCCCUCUCUCUCUCUCUCUCUCUCUCUCUCUCUGUCUCGCGAUCUCGAUCUCGAUCUCGAAGCGAAAGCAUGGUGUGCGAAAAGUGCGAGAAGAAGCUCUCGAAGGUGAUCGUGCCCGAUAAGUGGAAGGAGGGCGCGAGCAACACAACAGAGGGCGGGGGACGCAAGAUCAACGAGAACAAGCUCCUCUCCAAGAAGAAUCGAUGGACACCAUAUGGUAACACCAAAUGCAUAAUUUGCAAACAACAAGUGCACCAAGAUGCCAAGUAUUGCCACACCUGCGCCUACUCGAAAGGUGUUUGCGCAAUGUGCGGAAAGCAAGUCCUCGACACCAAGUACUACAGGCAAAGCAAUGUAUGAUGAUGAUAUGCGCGGGAAAUGGUCGUCAGUAUCUGCUCCAAACUCUCAAUUAAGAUGCUCUUUUUCUUUCUUUCUUUUUCGCGAGAAGAGUUCGGAUCUUCGUAUGUACUCGUAAUUGCAGAGCCUUGUAAUUGUUCAACAGCUAUUGAGGUUGAGGCUUCCUCAACUCUUUGUAGCCUGUGGGAUUUGCUUCAGUGGGGUUUUAUAUACAUAUAUAUAGAACUAGUUAAACAUCGUUCUCUACUUGUUUAGUUAUCGGAGAUAAACAAUUGUCUCAUAUAGUUUAACAUAA
This is a messenger RNA of Ananas comosus (pineapple), 681 nucleotides long. RefSeq names its product cysteine-rich PDZ-binding protein. Gene Ontology annotation, biological process: cytoplasmic microtubule organization. The transcript has 4 exons. Gene Ontology annotation, molecular function: microtubule binding. The record is from RefSeq and is a predicted model, not a curated record. The coding region runs from base 99 to 389 and encodes 96 amino acids. NCBI's taxonomy places the organism in Eukaryota, Viridiplantae, Streptophyta, Magnoliopsida, Poales, Bromeliaceae.